Molecule: messenger RNA, 1009 nt
Organism: Nannospalax galili (Upper Galilee mountains blind mole rat)
Lineage: Eukaryota; Metazoa; Chordata; Mammalia; Rodentia; Spalacidae
Product: translation initiation factor IF-2-like
Exons: 4
Coding region: 1-912 (303 amino acids)
Source: RefSeq, a predicted model, not a curated record
AUGAAGACCAGGUGGGUGGGGAAGCUGGAGCUCAGCAAGGUGCAAGGAUCUAAACUUGCGUCGAAGGCUGCACCUGUUUUGCGCCGCUACCAGGAAGGGGUGUUUGUGGGGGAGGGAAGGAGGGAGGUUCUGCGCCCCCCAAAUCCGGAGAAAGCAGCCCGCCCCCUCACCCGGCAGCCAGCUCAGCGCACCCAAGGGCUGAGCCCAAAAAGCCGGCUUCUAACGGUGCUGGCUCUGGGGCACCAAGCGUGCCAUGCAAGCCCCGCAGUCCCCUCCCAGCUGAGCCCCGCUCCCGGGACUCUCGAUAACCCAAAGAAGUGCCAUUCAGAUCUAGGUCCGUACGUCUUCGGCCCGAGUCCCCUGCUACCCGCUGGGGCUCCUGUGCGCUUCUGUCCCCAGGUCCCCCUUGCGCGAGCCUGCGCCCCUCACCCAGGCUGGGGAGCAUCCCCUGGUCACCUCGGCCGCGUUCGUUUUACUUCCUCCCGCGGAGGACAUUGCAGCAAAACCGGGCAGCACAAGGGCCAAAAAGUGGAACGAGAACGCCUUUCGUGUCGCGCAGCCAGCUCGCCAACAUUCCCUCCCCAGCGCCGACCCUCGGAAUCCCAAAACUGCAACUUUUUCCCUUCUGUCUCCGUUUCCCUUUGGCUGCGGCGAGUCGGCGCAGGGCGGCAAGGCGUGGAACGGGCUGGCAGCCGCGCGGCUGCGGGUGGCGGUGCCGGCGAAAGCCCGGAGCCGGCGAGUGGUCUCGGAAUCGGAGAGCGCGCCUCGUUUCCAGAGCUCCUGGACCCCGCAAGCCGGCGAGCGCAGAGCCGGCCACCAUGCCGGGCAGACCGCACCACUAGACGCUCCCGGUGGCUCCCACCCGGCGGCGGCGGCGGCGGCGGCGGCGGCCGCGAUGGUUUCAGACGCUGAAGGAUUUUGCAUCUGAUCGCUCGGCGUUUCAAAGGCAGAGGCCCCCUCCCCCUUUCCCCCCUCCCUCGCCGUCUUUGUUUCCUUCCCCCCCUGCUCU